GCGGUUGAAGUUUUCUUUGUGUUCACUUCCAAACAGCCAAACUUUACGGUUAGAGGAGCGUUACUCAUCGCGCUCGUGGUGCUUUAAGUGCCUUUAAAUUAGUGCUUGGCCACAAAGACGCGGAGCGUGCUUUCGGAUCUAACGCUCCUGCGCUGGCUGGGAAGAAGUUCAUAGCAAAGCAGUGUCUGUUCAGUUGCGAUUUGCCAGUCGGCGGUGUGGCUGAAGGGUGUUUUGCAUUCAAAGACCAUUAAAUGCUCCGAAGUGGAGGGUUAGAGGGGAGCAGUGCGCAUGUUCAGUACUCCAGAGUUGUGCUGUUUUCCCCCUAUUAUGCAUUCCUGCGGCUCUGUAGUAAAGCAGCCUCUCUCAUUGUUAAUAUCCUUGGAGCAAUUAAUGCAUAUGUAGUUCGUGAAAUCAUUGGGCUGUUGCAGACAUGGUGUGUGCUAAUAUGGUUUGUAGCCCUCGUCAGAAGUUUUUUUUGGACAUGCCACUCGGCUAAGAGGAGCGCACACAAAGGGAACUGAGCUACAAAGGCGAAGUUUAAAGAGCAGGCAGCGUGGUGUUGAGGAGCGUAGUGUCCUGCGGGAGCGGAGUGGGGCUUGAUCCCAGUCACAGCCGGAGCUGCGCGCCGAGCUCAGCCCCUGUGCCCAGAGACAGCAGCAGCGCUAGCUUUUAAAUGUUUCAGCCGUCUUAGGUGUAGUUGCAAUAUCAGGCAGUGAAACGGAGGAUGAUGACACUAUGGAUGUUCCACUGGAUCUUUCCUCAUCUGCUGGCUCAGGCAAACGGCGGAGACGUGGCAACCUGCCCAAGGAAUCUGUGCAGAUUCUUCGGGACUGGCUCUACGAGCACCGAUACAAUGCUUAUCCUUCAGAGCAAGAAAAAGCGCUGUUAUCCCGACAAACACACCUUUCCACACUACAGGUCUGCAACUGGUUUAUCAAUGCACGCCGCAGGCUGUUACCUGACAUGCUGAGGAAGGAUGGCAAAGACCCAAAUCAGUUCACUAUCUCGCGGCGAGGGACCAAGCUUCCCGAGGGCGGCCUGGUGGAGUCUGCCAUCAGCACAAAGAACUACAUUCCCUUGCUGGAGGAGACUGCCUUCCUUCCCGCUGCCGCACCGCUUGGCAAGACUGUGUCCUCUUCCAAGCCGGCUUCCCCGGGAUCAGUCCUGGCUCGGCCGUCGGUGAUUUGCCACACGACUGUGACUGCGUUGAAAGACGCCCCUUUCCACUUUUGCCAGCCAGCUGAUGUAGGCCAGACCACGGACCUGCAGCAGCCCCCGGCCGGUGGCUUCACAGAUAACGCCCUCUCCUGCCAUGAGGACGCAUCUAAACUGGGACCUGGUGCAAACACACAAAGUGGGCUCUUUAACACUCCUCCUCCAACACCACCAGACCUUAACCAGGAUUUUAGUGGAUUUCAGCUACUGGUGGAUGUUGCACUCAAAAGGGCGGCAGAGAUGGAGUUGCAGGCGAAACUUAUGGCCUAAAUCCCCUUCCUUCUCCUUCCCCGUUUUGUUUUACCAGGCAGGGAUCUAACAGCUGUGUGGUUAUUGUCACCCACACGAUAUCAAAAGACUUCACUGCAUUAUUAUUAUUUUUUUUUUUAUUAAUCUUAUUUGCACAAGGGGAUUGCUGAAAUGAAGCUUCCUGUCACUGAGAUGGUCUUCAGUGGAAUACGGUCAUUCCAAGAAUUAUAAACUUAAAGCUACUGUAGAAAGAAAGGAUUGUGUGUUUUGUUGGGGUUUUUUUUAAUGUUUUCUUUGUAGAUUUUUCAUAAUGUGAGAUGUUUCCCAAGAUCAUGUGAUUUGUUUUGUUUCUUUCAGACUGUGCAAUAUCUAGUAAUGAUAUAGAGUCUUCUUAUCAUUCCCAUGUGGAACGGAAUAUACCAACACGCUGUCUAAAUUUUCAAUUUUUUUAACAAUACAAACUUUGGAUGAUUAUGCUUUUUUCCCAUAAUAUAAUAAAAUAUUUUCUUUAAAAGCGAUGCAUACAGAGUAUUUUGUUGAAUGCAAGCUUUGCAAAGAACACCAAUUACCCUUGAAAUGAAUCGAAGUGAGAAAUAUUUUUGAGCUCACACUGACUUUGGUUGGUUUAGAGAGCUAUGCUAGCAGUUGUUGUUAACCAGAUGUUUAAAAGAAUGCUGUAAAGUGGGCCAGAAGUUACCUGAUUGUGUUCUGCUAUGGUGAAAUUUUUUUGAGGGGCCAAGAGGAGCUAUGUAGGCAACUCUGACUAAAUUUCAGAGAAAAACCUUGGGCCCCUCUAAGAGUUCCAGCUUUUGGCUCCUUGCAAUAUUUUAGGGCUGGGAAAUGUGAUGGCCCAUGGGGAAGAUCUGAAGAUAAAAGGAAGAGGCCACAAGAGGGGCUGGGACAAGUGUUCUUUGCAGAUCUUUGUGAUGCAGCUCCUAGACAUGACUGGUGACAAAUUUUGACGGGGGAGGGCAAGGGCUUCUACCCUUACUUGGACUAGCAGUGACAAGGUUUUUCCUCAGUAAUUCUAGUAGACUGAAAUAAAGUAGGCUGUAUUGCAUUGAAAUCUGAGUUCUGGGAGCCAGAUCUUUGUGAGAUACUUUAACAGGUGGUUGGCUAAGAUUUAGAGGAGAUCCCUGUUGUAUUGGGGUGUAUUUUUGCCAGCAGAAUCUAAGUUACCUUUCAGAAAAGGACUUUGCUAUCAAAAUGACUUAUUACUGAAAAAUGUGAAGACUUGCAGCUCACAUUUCAACUUACUUGAAUGUCAGUCGCCCACCCUUAUCCUUCCAACAACAGUGAAAUAAGAGACCUCCAGGGUAAAAAAUUGGUUCCGGCUAAUCCUUAAAAACAAACCAGUUGUCUGUUUGGGAUGUUGGGGGAGGGCUUUGAGAGCAGGAGAGUUGGUGAAUUUAAGGAUAUCAUUAUGAGUAGAAAGAAGACUGCAAUAUUCCGACCACUCUGUGUAUGCGUUCUGUUUUCUGUGGCCUUUAUUGUUUUCUAGUGUCAGAAAUACUCUGUUUGUUCUCUGGAGUACUCUUUUGAAUUAUUUUGAACUUCUGCCUUUCUUGAACAUUCAUGUUUAAAAUCAAAAUGGCAAACAGUAAACACUGGCUUAGUUAUGACUGGAUCAGCUUUGUUAACACAGUUAUCCUAAUAUACUGUAUGAAUAUUGAAUUAUUUUUUAAAAUACUUUGAAAAUAAAGCUGGAAAAUAAUUUUGAACAUA
Molecule: messenger RNA, 3189 nt
Organism: Corvus hawaiiensis (hawaiian crow)
Lineage: Eukaryota; Metazoa; Chordata; Aves; Passeriformes; Corvidae
Gene: TGIF1
Product: TGFB induced factor homeobox 1
Exons: 3
Coding region: 736-1485 (249 amino acids)
Biological process (GO): regulation of transcription by RNA polymerase II
Molecular function (GO): RNA polymerase II cis-regulatory region sequence-specific DNA binding; DNA-binding transcription factor activity, RNA polymerase II-specific
Source: RefSeq, a predicted model, not a curated record